AGCGUCGUGACGUGUCGCCGUCGCUCCACCCCCACCCCCAGCUCUGCAGCCGCAGCCAUGGAGGCGGAGCAGCUGCCGGAGGCGCUGGAGGCCGCCGCAGACGCAGGGGACGCAGGGCAGCCCCCCAUGGGCCAGGGCCCCCCCCCAGAGCCCUCCGCCCUCCUCUGCCCUGCCGAGGCAGGGGCCAGUGGGGACGAGGUGGCACCGAGGACCCAGGUGUCUGGGAGCAACAAAGAGCCCGAGGCUGAGAGCAGCCCCGCAGCCGGCGCCAGCCCCGGGGGCAGGGGGCUGCCAGGCCACGCUGCCAAGACCCUGCCGUCACCGCCAGUGGGGCCCGGGGGGCCCCCGAGCCGGGCCAAGAUGUCACUGACCGGGGCAGGGAAGUCGCCCCCCUCGGUGCAGAGCUUGGCCAUGCGGUUGCUAAGCCUGCCGGGUGCUGGCCCUGCCCCCAGCAUGGGCCCCGCCCCUGCUGAGGCCCCGCCUUUGGCACCCCCAAGCCCGGAGCCCAAGCCCAAGGUGCACCGGGCCCGCAAGACCAUGGCCAAGCCCGGCAACGGACAGGUGCCAGAGAAGCGCGUCUCCGAGAUGCUGCACUUCCGCGUCUCCGACGAUCUCCGUAGCAUCGAGGAGCCAGAACCCGCCAAGCGCCGGAAACUGGACUACGGCCCUGAGUCCCUGCACAAGCGCCUGCCGCCCACCUUGCCCCGUGCCAGCACUGAGAUCACGGUGACGGAGGAGAUGGCAGCACGGCCAUUGGGGCCAGCGGGCGAGGAUCGGGGCCCCGAUGAGUGGGAGGCCGAGGUGGGAGCCGACUUCAGCCUCUUCUACGACAGCUACUCAGUGGAUGGGCACAAUGACUCGGACAGCAAGUCAGAGGCGGAUGGGGCUGGGGAGCAGUUGAGUGAAGAGGAGGAGGAGGAGGAAGAGGAGGACGAGGAAGAGGAAGAGGAGGAAGACGAUGAGGACGACGAUGAUGAGGAUGAAGAGUCCGGGAACACCUCAGAUAGGAGCGCAUCAAGCACCAAGCGGAAGGCGCGGAAGCGCUGGAAGAGCGACAGCCCCUGGGUGAAGCCGUCACGCAAACGCAAGCGCAAGGACCCCCGCCCCAAGGACCCCCGAGGUGUGAACGGGGGGCCGGCGCCAGGCCAGGGCGACUACACAGAGCUGCCCCUUGGCUGCCUGGAGCUGCCGAAUGAGGGAGCCCUGUCCCCGCCCCAUGCAGGGGUGUCAAACGAGACAAGCUCGCUGGAGACAGAGCGCUGCGAGGAGCUGCCCCUCUGCUCCUGCCGCAUGGAGGCCCCCAAGAUCGAGCGUCUUGGCCCAGCAGCCCGCGCCCAUUGCAUGGCCACGGAGAGCGUGGACGGGCAGUUGAGCGGCUGCAACAGCAGCAUCCUGAAGCGUGAGACGAUGCGGCCAUCCAGCCGUGUGCCCCUGAUGGUCCUGUGCGAGACCCACCGCGCCCGCAUGGUCAAGCACCACUGCUGCCCUGGCUGCGGCUACUUCUGCACCGCCGGCACGUUCCUGGAGUGUCACCCUGACUUCCGCAUCACCCACCGCUUCCACAAGAGCUGCGUCUCCACCCUCAACGGCCUCGUCUUCUGCCCGCACUGUGGUGAGGAUGCUUCUGAGGCCCAGGAGAUCACCAUUGCCCGGGCUGACACCUCCACGCCCGCCCCCGCACCCCGGCCCCCUGGCCACGAGCCCCCCCGCGCUGACUCCACCCAACCCAGCGCACGGAUGCGGGGCCAGGGUGAGGGGCGGGCGGCGCCCCCAGACCCGCGGGCCGACGCCAUCGACAGCUCGGGAGGCCCAGUGCUGCCCCUGCCCUCCGGCGCUGCUCUCUCAGCCCUGGGCCUGGCCCCAGGGCUCGGGCGUGAGCAGCUGGAGAAGGCCCUAGUCGUGCAGGAGUCUGAGAGACGCAAGAAGCUGCGUUUCCACCCACGCCAGCUCUACCUCUCGGUGAAGCAGGGGGAGCUGCAGAAGGUUGUGCUCAUGCUGCUGGACAACCUGGACCCCAACUUCCAGACUGACCAGCAGAGCAAGCGCACCCCACUGCAUGCUGCCGCCCAGAAGGGCUUCUUGGAGAUCUGUCACGUGCUGCUCCAGGCGGGCGCCAACAUCAAUGCGGUGGACAAGACGCGUCGGACGCCACUGAUGGAGGCCGUGGCCAACAAUCACGUGGAGGCCGCACGUUAUAUGGUGCGCCGCGGCGGCUGCGUCUACAGCAAGGAAGAGGACGGCUCCACCUGCCUGCACCACGCAGCCAAGAAUGGCAACCUGGAGAUGGUCGACCUGCUGCUUUCCACCGGCCAGGUCGACGUCAAUGCUCAGGACAAUGGCGGCUGGACCCCCAUCAUCUGGGCGGCCGAGCACAAGCACAUCGACGUCAUCCGCAUGCUGCUGACCCGCGGUGCCGACGUCACCCUCACAGACAACGAGGAGAACAUCUGCCUGCACUGGGCCUCGUUCACGGGCAGUGCUGCCAUUGCUGAGGUGCUGCUCAAUGCCCGCUGUGACCUGCACGCAGUCAACUGCCACGGCGACACGCCACUGCACAUCGCCGCCCGUGAGAGCUACCGCGACUGCGUCACACUGUUCCUGUCGCGGGGGGCCGACACAGAGCUGCGCAACAAGGAGGGCGACUCCCCGCUGGACCUGACGUUGGAGCACUCGGAUGUGUGGGUGGCAUUGCAGCUCAAUCGCAAGAUCCGCCAGGGGGCGGCCUCGCGUGGCCUGCGUACUGAGCGCAUCAUCAGCAGGGACGUGGCGCGGGGCUACGAGAACGUGCCGAUCCCAUGCGUGAACGCAGUGGACGAUGAGCCCUGCCCCAGUGACUACAAGUACAUCGCUGAGAACUGUGAGACCUCGGCCAUGAGCAUCGACCGCAACAUCACCCACCUCCAGCACUGCACCUGCCAGGAUGACUGCUCCUCCAGCAACUGCCUCUGCGGCCAGCUCAGCAUCCGCUGCUGGUACGACAAGGACGGGCGGUUGCUGCAGGAGUUCAACAAGAUAGAGCCACCGCUGAUCUUCGAGUGCAACCAGGCCUGCGCCUGCUGGAGGACCUGCAAGAACCGCGUCGUGCAGAGCGGCAUCCGGGUGCGGCUCCAGCUCUACCGCACAGCCAAGAUGGGUUGGGGGGUGCGGGCACUGCAGGCCAUCCCGCAGGGCACCUUCAUCUGCGAAUACGUGGGGGAGCUGAUCUCGGAUGCAGAGGCCGACGUGCGGGAGGAUGACUCCUACCUGUUCGACUUGGAUAAUAAGGAUGGCGAGGUGUACUGCAUUGACGCGCGCUACUACGGCAACGUGAGCCGGUUCAUCAACCACUUGUGUGACCCCAACAUCAUCCCCGUGCGUGUGUUCAUGCUGCACCAGGACCUGCGCUUCCCCCGCAUCGCCUUCUUCAGCAGCCGCCACAUCCGAGCCGGCGAGGAGCUGGGGUUCGACUAUGGGGACCGGUUCUGGGACAUCAAGAGCAAGUACUUCACGUGCCAGUGCGGGUCGGAGAAGUGCAAGCACUCGGCUGAGGCGCUGGCCCUGGAGCAGAGCCGCCUGGCACGCCUCGAUGCCCCCCAUGACCUGCUGCCUGACCUGCCUGCCCUGCCCCUGCCCGCGCCCUGAGCCCUUGUGCGACGGGGGCACUUCCGUUCGUUCCUCAUACACGGGGGGACCUCCUCUGCUCCCCGGCCUGCUGGGAGACAGGGCUCAACCUGGGCCCUGGUGCGAGGCCUUGGGGCCAAGGGCGUGCUCCUGGCCCCUGGUGCAUCCUUCUUGUGCAAAUGGGUGGGACCUCGUGCCUGGGCCCACCCGUUUGCCUUAGGGGAGGGGGCCUUGUGCGAUGCCUUGGGGGAGAGGGAGUGCCCCUGGGCCCUUGCCCUAUGGCCUCAUGCAAGGAGGCUAGGGUUGCUGUCAUGUGGACAGUCUGGUUGUUGUCUGUCUGCUAUUGAUACAAACCUGGAUGCCUUUAUGUCCUCUAUUUUUCUCUUGAAGAGAAAAGUAAAGGCAUCAGGUUUUGUAGCACGAGGACAGAGUAGCAGAAAACAAAUGCUGCCGAUACCGGCCACGCUGGAGGCGACCCCUUCCCCGUGCCCCCUCGUCUGAGAGCCUUAACCCCCUCCCCUUUUGUUGCCACAAAGGAACCAAUAAACUUUGCUUUGAUACAAA
This is a messenger RNA of Alligator mississippiensis (American alligator), 4164 nucleotides long. It is a transcript of the gene EHMT2, whose product is annotated as euchromatic histone lysine methyltransferase 2. Gene Ontology annotation, cellular component: nucleus. The transcript has 28 exons. The coding region runs from base 58 to 3621 and encodes 1187 amino acids. The record is from RefSeq and is a predicted model, not a curated record. Lineage: Eukaryota; Metazoa; Chordata; Crocodylia; Alligatoridae. Gene Ontology annotation, molecular function: histone methyltransferase activity; protein-lysine N-methyltransferase activity; p53 binding.